UUGAUCUGUGAGGUCACUUGGUUGCGCUUCUUGCUCGCCGUGCCAAGGCGUACAUGUACCUGAAAUUCUUGAAUGUUAGAACUAGGCUUAAAAUCCAUAUUUUGAUUUAGUAAAUAAUGGUUCUAUUAAAUUUGAAGUUUAUGAAACUGUGCUUGCGUUCGCGCUCUUUUUAUAAUCAAGUUUCUAACUUCUCUCUCUGGAGACUCUGUCUUUCUUCACCCAGGCAGCCAAGAAGAACUCAGGCGGUGGCGGUAGCGGUAGCGCCAGCGGUGGUAGGUCAAGAUAAACCUUCAUUCUGGGGCCUAGCAGGGCUAGGCCUAGGUGCAAGCCUAACGGAAUGUCAUUUGGUUGAAACUAAUUCUCUAGUUUGUACGAGUGAACAAAUUGCUGAUAACAAUAUUAACAAAAUGCUGUACAAAUAUGAGAAGACUUUUAAAGGUGGCUGGUGGAACAGACCAACAACAAGGAUAGGCCAUAACCACCUCAACAAUGCACUGCUUCAACACAUUUUGAACAACACCAGCAACAGUAUUUUGACAAGGAAUAGUUGCGUCAGUGCGUAUCAUUAUGUUUGUGUACGAAAUUAUGCAUCAAGAAAAAAACGGCAAGUAAACAAACAACCUGAUACUUAUAAUGAAUCAGAUGAAGAGGAUUCUGAUGAUUCGGAAUAUUUUGAUACAGAUGAUGAUAAUGAGGACGUUGAUGCUUUGCCAAAAGGCUGGAAAGAUCUUGUACAGGUUGUCCCCUCUCUUCGGUUAGAUACCGUUCUAAGCGCAGGGCUUGGAAUUGCUAGAAAAAAAGUUGAAGAUGCAUUUCUUUCAAACAAAUUACGGGUUAACAAUGAGAAAAUUUCAAAGAAGAGCAAAAUGGUAAAGGCAGGUGAUGUCCUCGACAUUAUCAGAGAUGGAGAAGACAAAAAAGAUGGUACGGUUAUGCGGGUAAUUGUACUGAAGAUUGCUACAGAAAAGACAAGUAAAGAUCGAAUACGUGUGAAAUUGCGGCGAUGGAAAAAACUUGAUCUAAAAAACGCACCAGCCAACAGCUAAAUCAUUGAUAACUUUGGAACAUAUUUUCAUUAGACUUUAAAAAAUGUGAAAUACAGUACCUUGAAUUUGAGUUUAUCAGUGAAAUAGAAUAAUAUUCAUCUAGAAAAGUUAUUUUUUAAAACCGCAAUCGCACUGGACUUAUAUUAGUAAAACUAACCAAGAUGAGCAGCCCAAAGAAACUUUCUCUCAGGAAACUUGUCGAUACGAGCAGUUAGUUUGAUCGAGUGGAUAGUACCCAGUAGGCCUAAUCUGAUCAUGCAUCUCAGUUAAACUUCCUACAGUAAGUCUUUCAAGUGCUACACAAUGGAGAUUUCACGGAUUUGCACCCACAAUAGUUGUGAAUUUUGAAUCAACACUAUGCCCAUGCAAAAUUAGGAUGUUUUAAGAUGAAAAUUUGAUGUUUUUAAUGUGCUAGUAAAGCCAGAUGUAGUUCUAUGGAUAAUGCACCUCCAUAAUACACGCGCAGUGGAUCGUUUUUAACAGCAAUCCGUUCAGACAGUCACUGACAAUCUGCAGGUGACGGCACGUUGUCUAACGCUCACAGGAAACGGACUUGGAUUCUUCGGCCGACGGUCGUACAAUGCAGCGGGUCCCUGGCUUAAAACAUUCAUUAUACUGUUUCUUUACUGCUUUACAGUAUGCUCAGUUUUACUUUUAACUGUACUUUUACAGAUAAUCCGUGUCAGGUCAAAACAAGGGGUUAUUAGCAAAAGAUAAAAUAUUUAUUUUCAUGAGAAACAAUAUUGCCAUAAGGCUGCAUAUGGCCUGCGGGCUGCACUUUGCCUACCUGGUGACUUAGGGCCUAACCCUAAUCCAUAUAAAAAUAAUUAAUAUUAGUUUUGUGAUAUGCAUGCCAUGGUUUGAAAAUAAUAAAGAUUCUUAAAGGACACCUGUA
Molecule: messenger RNA, 1941 nt
Organism: Anneissia japonica
Lineage: Eukaryota; Metazoa; Echinodermata; Crinoidea; Comatulida; Comatulidae
Exons: 3
Coding region: 117-1046 (309 amino acids)
Molecular function (GO): RNA binding
Source: RefSeq, a predicted model, not a curated record